Messenger RNA from Notothenia coriiceps (black rockcod), 566 nucleotides. RefSeq names its product complement C1q tumor necrosis factor-related protein 7-like. NCBI's taxonomy places the organism in Eukaryota, Metazoa, Chordata, Actinopteri, Perciformes, Nototheniidae. The record is from RefSeq and is a predicted model, not a curated record. Bases 15 to 566 code for a protein of 183 amino acids. The transcript has 2 exons.
GGACAGACCUGAGGAUGUGGACCCUGAUGGGAGUGUGUGUCCUGCACUGUGUGUCCGCUCAGCUGUUUGACUCCAAACUGAAGGGAUCCCCUCGUCUGAUCUGCAGCGUCUCCGGACCCCCGGGACCUCCAGGUGGACCGGGUCCCAUCGGACCGCUGGGGAGCGAGGGGAGGCCGGGGAGAGAUGGGAGGGACGGGAGAGACGGGAUGACGAGGGAGAAGGGAGAGAGCGGAGACUCAGGGCUGAAGGGCCGGCUCGGGCCCUCCGGUCUGAUCGGGGUCAGAGGUCACCGCGGAACCACGGGGAAGCGAGGCCCGGCUGGAGAGCAGGGAGACCCUGGUCUGCAUGGUCCUCCGGGGCUGGAGGGGCUGCAGGGGGUCAGAGGAACCCGAGGAACCAGAGGAACCUCAGGAACCUGCAGGUGUGGUUCCCUCACGCCCAGAUCCGCCUUCUCUGCAGGCAUCACCAGCAGCUACCCGGCAGAAAAGACCCCCAUCAGGUUUGCAACUUCAAAUCAGCUGCUGUCUAGAGAAAAUGAUGAGUUGGGCAAAUAUGCAAAGAAAUAA